This is a messenger RNA of Lepisosteus oculatus (spotted gar), 4944 nucleotides long. It is a transcript of the gene cplx2b, whose product is annotated as complexin 2b. Gene Ontology annotation, molecular function: syntaxin binding. NCBI's taxonomy places the organism in Eukaryota, Metazoa, Chordata, Actinopteri, Semionotiformes, Lepisosteidae. Gene Ontology annotation, biological process: synaptic vesicle exocytosis; neurotransmitter transport; regulation of neurotransmitter secretion. Gene Ontology annotation, cellular component: SNARE complex; terminal bouton. The record is from RefSeq and is a predicted model, not a curated record.
GUGAGCUUGCUUUUAGGAAGCGAUUAUCAUCCUAAACAGAAGAACUUGACUGCUUUCUGUUGAGGAAGCAUACCUUUUUAAAACACAAAGCUGUAAGAAGGAUUGACUGAAAAGGACUCUGUUAAAGGUGAUAAAUCUUUCACACAGACCUAUAAACACCUGAAAGUGAGCCGGCUGCAUGCAAAUUUCUCAUUGGGUUUGAAAACACUUGAAGCAGCACCAUGGAUUUUGUGAUGAAGCAAGCUUUAGGUGGGGCCACUAAAGACAUGGGGAAGAUGUUGGGUGGGGAAGAGGAGAAAGACCCAGAUGCCCAGAAGAAGGAGGAGGAGAGGCAGGAGGCCCUGAGGCAGCAGGAGGAGGAGAGGAAGGCCAAACAUGCUCGCAUGGAAGCCGAGAGGGAGAAAGUACGACAGACCAUCCGUGACAAGUACGGCCUGAAGAAGAAGGAGGAGAAGGAGGCGGAAGAAAAGGCAGCGAUGGAGCAGCCCUGCGAGGGGUCCUUGACGCGCCCCAAGAAAGCCAUUCCUGCCGGCUGCGGAGACGACGACGAGGAAGAGGAGGAAAGCAUCCUGGACACUGUGCUCAAAUUCCUGCCGGGACCCCUGCAAGACAUGUUCAAGAAGUAACGGACACGAGGGGCAGGAGAGGUGAAUGGGGCUGGCGGGAGAAGGGGAUUGGGUGAGAUUGCCUAACUGGGUCAUCCACAGCGCCGUUUUUAAAAUUAGUGUAAUAGUAAAAAUCAUCCUCAAACAAUCUGUUCGCACGACAGUCAGCGGGCAAAUCUGAACAGCCAAUCAAAAGAACUGAUCUAUUUGUCUUUUUCUUGUUUCAUUUUCUUAAUUGUAACUAGUGACACUACCAAGGAUCUCAGAAUUCCUGUCUCUCGCUCGAUAAGACGUAUUUUUGUUUUUUAAUGAAACAUUAAUUGGUUGGGGUGUUUUUUAGAUGUUGUCCACUGAUAAAAAAUUAACAGGCUUUCUGUAUGAAAGAUUAAUGCACACCCUAAACAGGUAAGGCAAGCAUAACAUCCAUUUUGAAAAUAUGUUUGAGACUUUGUUUAAAAAUUUACAUGCUGUAUUAACUGCAUUAAGCUCUUCAUUACAGAAAGUCAUAUAUUUAUUGUUAUUUUGUAAUGUAUUCCAACUACGCAAAACAGGCUGCUUAAGAAAAUAGGACAUGGAUUUGGUACCUUUUACAAAACGUGGUUUAAUUUAGCAUAUGCCUUUGUGCAUUUUCUUGCACAGAGGUGUUUGUGGCGAGAUGAUUUAUACAUUUGUCUUUCUUUGCAUGGGAAACAAGAUUGCUCCCAUUGGGGUAUAACUGGAGUCUAAUUUUUGUUUUUGGAGCUGCUAAACUGUGUUUGUCAAAUACAGAAUUUAUUUCAUUGUAUAAUAAAAUGUAUAAAGUGGGGCAAGUUACUACUGUGACACACAAAAACAAAUCGGAUAAAUCAGUUACCAUUUCACUUAAAGAUGACUCAAAAGGUAGUUUUCCAUGACAUGGAUUCAUUCUGAGAUCCUUCAGUAGGCUGUUAACUAUUGCAAUAGGUUUCUUAAGUAAGUGUAACACAUCAGACAGUUUUGUGCUUCUCCUUAUCACAAGCCAUGCUGAAGAGGCAACUGUUGAUGGUAAAAUGGGACUCAGAAGGCAAGAUGAAGCAAUCUUCACUGUCCUGUGAGUUCCAUCUAUACAACCUCAAUUCUUAAAAACCUCGCGAUUGUUUUCUCCGUCUUCAACAUGAUGUGUUUUGUUCAAUUGCUUACUUUUCUUUUUUUUUCUUUUAAGUUGCCUUAAAACAGCCUAAGUAAGCAUUCAGCUGUGAUCAUGAAUCGGCUACUGCCACUAGGUUUCCUUUUUAUUUCUGCCUCAGUGCUUAGUUGUGAAAAGCUAAAUGAAUUCAGUCAGCCCCCUAAUCCUGUUUCAUUUUUUACUUUAUUUUUAUAUAAACUAAGAUAAAUAUGGCAUGCACAGUGCAUACCUUGGGAUCUAUAUUAAUGUUUUGAACAGCAGCAGCUACUGCCAUACCAAAUACAUUAAAUCCAGACUUUUAUCUUUUGUCAAACUUUCCUGUACUCUGUUUCCGAUCUGUUAAUAUUUUAGGUGGAGGUCUUCUGCUGUCUGUCUUUCCAAUGGCUUUCAUGUAUUGCAAGUUAAUAUAUUAACUUGGUCUAAAGCCAGUCAAUAGUGGAAAGAUAUUCAAACUUCAAUGCAUACUGCAAAUUCAUUAUUUUGUAUUUAGAUUUUUAAAAGUUAAGCCAAGGUUAAAAAUGGACUUGUUACCUAUAGAGAGAUAUCUCCAUGAAAAGCAUUUUGCAUUUUGUUUACUAUAUACAGUAUAUACUGUAUAUAUGUUAGUCUUAUGUAAAGCAGAGUUAGUGUCUCCAUGUAUGACUCUAUGAUUGACACAUAAAAUGAAGUAGCUGAAUAAUUUCUUUCUGGCUUGGUUUAUAUUUAAUUUCCCUUAGGAUUUAUAAAAAUAUGAAGAUAGCAAGGCCAAUUUUAUGUGCAUGAGUUUCAGUGAUCUCUGAAGUUUCCUUUUAAAAGGUGUUUUUUUUAUUUUUAUGAAACUUCACAAAGACAUUCUAGCAUCUGUGUGUCAUAAAUGGAGAAAAAUACUUAAAUGGCGCUGAUGAUGAGUUACAAAAUAUAAUUACUUAGACAGCAGUGAAGUACAUAAGGGCAUAAAUAUUGAUGCUUUAAAGGGUACUGUAGGUGACAAAGUCUGUAAUGGUUUUGCAGUAUACCCUGAAUCUGACCUUCAUCUAGCUGGCAAGUUGCCAGAGUUUAGGACUAUUCCAAAGACAAUCAAACACAACCACUGCAUGGAAGUGGACGUAGCCGAUAUAUGAUGUCAUUUUGCAUUUAAGUUGCCAUGUUGCUUAUAUAUGUGUCCUAUAUGAUGUAUAUUACUUUUGUUAUGAUUUUGCCUAUUAUUAAUGAUUCUAGAAAGUUUAUUACUGCUAAUGAGUGGGAUGCUACCAGAACCUAGAAAUCACAUCUUUCUAAGUCAUUGGGACUGAGAUUUUUAAAAGAAAACACAAACAAAAACAAAUUUCUUCUUUAUUUUAUAGCUAAAAUUUAGCUCCAAUCGCCUUUCUACAGGGUCCCUUAUGCACUUUCCUUUCUCUUUUUUUUUCAUUUGACAUACAGAUUGGUUUUGCUAAGCAAACUGGAUAUAUAAAGGUUAGAUAACACGAAACGUAAUGACUGCCAAAAGUUGAAAAGGCUUUGCAAUGUGACUUUUAGCAAUCUUUUCAUGAAACUCUCUGUGUGCAACCUAAGGCACCAACAAAAUGGAAGCAUUGUCUUGUUGGCUUAAACAGGGACCAAUCAUUUGUGCAUAAGGAUCAGAUGUAAGAUGUGAGAUGUCUACCACAGGAUAAGAGUAACUUCCAUUUUUGUAAUUAUAGUUGCCAUAGAAAUGUUUACAACCUUUACCAUCAUAAUCCUUCUAUGUGAAUGUUUACACGCAGUUAUUUACCUUUAAAGUGAAAAUUUGACCUACUUAAAAAUGGAUCUGAUAACUUUGUAAGUUGUAUUUUUUAUAUCUAUAUAUUUGGAUUUUGGUAUAUAUAGAUUUAUUUUGCAGACAGGCUGUCUUCUAACCCACUAUUUUGUCUUCAGACUGCUGCCAGAGUUUUGCCUUUGCUUCUAGGGCAGAUUUUCAACUUCCUUCAAAGUAAAUUUUGAUAUUUUAGUGAGGGUUCCGCAAAGGAAAGGAACCACCUCUGACUGAAUGUGUGCACUACGUACAGUAUGUUGAUAAAAUAACAAAGAAACUAAUUCCUGUUAUCACAAGAAUAAAAAAAAACUAUUACAAUAUUUUUAACAUUUUUUCACAAGGACUUUUCAGAUACUAGUUAGCACCCUCAUUUCUCAAACUGAAUUUCUAUCUAAAGUGUGCAAAACAUUUGAAAAAUGAGCAUAUACACAAUAUACACAAAAAAGCUACCAUAAUAGAAAUUAUCAGCUGUUGUUGGCUCUUAUGUUUAAAGUGGGUAAAUAUUUUCAACUUCAACCUGUAGGCAACUAAGACAAGGAGAGUAAACUCAUUUGGAGCUAUUCAACUAUAAAAGGCAAUUAUCUUUGAAGUUAUGUCAAUUGCAGUUGAUGAUAUUUGGCAAAAGCCUGUUAUAUUAAUUUUGCACAAUCAAUAACUCUGCAAAAAAAGCAUGUCCAAUAAAUGUUGUUAAUGCAAAUGCGAAUUUAUGCUAAAAAGUUCUGCAAUGUUUUAUUCACCCUUGCCACAGUAUACAGAAUGAACAGUGUGUUAGCAGAAGUCACGCCUUAUUCUAUCAGAUGUUGGUUUCCUUCAACCUAUUUAUUAACAAUGCAAUGAUAAAGAGUGCUAUGGAAGUGGCCUGUUUGAAUCUGUUAACACCAAGACCAAAGAAGGAUCCCCCCUACCCUCCUUCCAGCCCCCUUUUGAGAUAAGUUUUGUCAUUCUCAACAAAUUAACCAUUAAUUUGCAUGGUUUUGUUGAUUUACACAGAACAUAAAGUUAUAGUUCUAGGACACUGUUUAAAAAUCUCAGGUAAUGGUUCUCGGUAUAAAAAAAUAAUUAAACUAUGCAAGAGAGUUGCUUGUAUAGUAAUUUGCUUAUUUUAUGGGAUCCAAUUUCCCACAAGACAGAAGGCUGCAGAAUGUACUUCAGGAUACUGGUAUUUUAACUGUUCCAUAGUCAUAUUGUUCAAUACAAUAGAUUGUAUCAUCUUUUAAACUACAGUCGAGGCCUUUUACAGUAACAACAAAUGCAUUUACUCUCGUUCACGUAGCUGAUCUUCAGAAUACAGGAAGUUUGGCACAAAUGUAUUUCACAUGACAACACUUUAAAUUACAGUGUUGCUUCAAAGUGUUAAUGUACCAGCAUUUUGAAGUAUAUCCAGACGUGCAGUGUACUAUAUCAGUGAGAUGUUUAGUGUGAAAUAAAUGGGGUGAAGGUUA